Messenger RNA from Lagenorhynchus albirostris (white-beaked dolphin), 4323 nucleotides. It is a transcript of the gene PARS2, whose product is annotated as prolyl-tRNA synthetase 2, mitochondrial. The coding region runs from base 2097 to 3524 and encodes 475 amino acids. Gene Ontology annotation, molecular function: ATP binding; proline-tRNA ligase activity. Gene Ontology annotation, cellular component: cytoplasm; mitochondrion. Lineage: Eukaryota; Metazoa; Chordata; Mammalia; Artiodactyla; Delphinidae. The record is from RefSeq and is a predicted model, not a curated record. The transcript is spliced from 3 exons. Gene Ontology annotation, biological process: prolyl-tRNA aminoacylation.
GCUGAGGGAGGGGCUGCGGAAUGAAGAGAGGGCUCGGUUCUGGGCGCGGAGACCGAAGACCGUGGUGUCCGUUUUCCCACGUGCAUCUCGUCAUUGGAUUGGGGCGGGUCACCAUCACAAACUCUUGAAUAAUACUCGUCUCCUAGUCUGUUUCCUCCGUUGUGAAAUCGCAGGACUUCCUUGUCUGCCUCGGGUCGUUGUGACUGGGAACUUGUUAGAAAUACAGGUUCUCUGCCCACACCCCAGACUUAUUGAAUCAGAAACUCAGGGGAUGAGGCCCCACCAUCAGUGUUUUAACAAGCUCUCCAGGUGAUUCUGAUGCUUGCUUAAAUUUCAGAACCACUGGGCUACCGUAAUGUAGCAAGCUGUACUGAGGGCCUUCUCAACCCAAGCUGAGAAAGUAAGAGAAAGAAAGGAGGGGGUGGACUUGAGAGAAGUCUUGGAGACAGACUCAGUUGCUUGAGGAGGAGUCAGGGGUGAAAGAGUUUCUGGCUUGGGCCACGGGCCUGAGGUGGGACCUUAAGAGAUGGCUCCAGGUGUCAACCACGUGUGCCCUGCCUCCAGGCCUGCACUCUUCCGCGCAGUCACACUAGGGCUCUGUGGCCGUGCCUCCCAGCCGUUUUCAGGUCAUAGGCCACAUAGGAAAUGAUAAUAUUUGUACAGUGCCCAGGGGAAAUGGAUGAAGCUGCUUGAGGUUGGAAGAGACCGGCUGGAGGAUUGAGGCUGCUGGAAGCUGGAGGGAACCACCUGGGGGGAUUUGAGCUUCCCAGAGCUGAGGGAAAUUAGUAACCUGUUCUCAGCAUACUGCAGAAGAGCUUUGUCCCAUGGGAUUUGCUGAAGAUUAGGGGUGCUCACUAAAUUUGGCAACAUAAAUCAAGAACCUUGAAAGAGUUUAUACCCUUUGACUCAGUAAUUCCAUUCCUGAAGAUCUCUCCCAAAUAUAUAACAAAAGAAAAGGAAGCCUUCUGUUGUAGAUUACAUACAACAGAGAAAAUUAACAACUCUCUGGAGAAUCGUUUUUGAUCUAGUCAGUCAAUGAAAUGUUGUACUGCCCUUAGGAAUGUGUGAAUAUUUUGUAAAAUCAUAAAGAAACCUACGUGCUCAUUAUUAGACAAUUGUCUAGUAAGCCCCUGCUCUGUGCUGAGUGGUGAGCGAGUUAGCUCCACAGAGCUGACUGCCUGGGGGAAGACCCAGCCGAAGGAGCAGUAACUCCAAAGAGUGAUUGGUGUUUGAUAGGGGAUCAGGGGCUGCUGCAGGAGAAGCUGGUCUUUGGAGUAUGGGGAGUGGGUCAGGAAAGGCAUCCUAGAAGACAAGGUGGCGCUCCUAAGGCCUGGAAGAUGAGUAGAUGUUGGUACGCAAAGGGGAGAGGAACAUUCUACGCAAAGGGAACUGUGUUUUAAUAAUGAGUGUGCUGAAGCUGGAGCACAGAGAGGGCACUGGUGAGAGGAGGCCAGAGGGGACCGGCGGCUUGCUCACAUGGGGCCAUGUGCACUGCGAAGGUGAGAAGGUUAGACCUGAUUCUAAGGGUAACAGGAAGCUGUUGGAGGAUUUUGAGCAAGCAAAGCUGUUGCUGUAUGUGUCUUGGAAGUAUCCCCUGUGGCUGCAGCGUGGAGAAUGGAUUGGAGGAAGGUGGGCCUGGAAGCUGGGAGCCCAAGUGAAGAGGCUGUUGCAAUAGCCCAGGUGAAGAAACUGAGCACAGAGGAGUUGAGUCACAUGUCCCAAGCUACACAGGGUGCAGUUAUUGGGAAGCUGGACUGGGAUCCAAGCUGCCUGAUUCCAGAGCCAAUGCUGUCACCACGCAUUGGUGUCUCCACAGCGGAUCCUUAACCACUGCGCCACGAGGGAAGUCCCGUAAACAGGAAAAUAUUGAUUUUUUUUUUAAACGGCAGUAAAUGGUGAAAGAAGUACAAUAGUACUUUGAUCUGCAAGGAUAUUAGAAAAGAAAGGAUUUGCAUCCACAAGAUCGGUGGUGGUUGUAGAAGUUUGUUGGCGAGCAGCCUGCGUUGACUACUGCAGGGUGUUGGAUCACAGUUAACACCUACGUCUUCUCGGCUCGUUUUUCUUCAGGCGCAAGUGCCUCCUUGCGCUGGGCUGUGAUGGAAGGGCUGCUGACAAGAUGCAGAGCGCUGCCUGCCUUGGCCACCUGCAGUCACCAGCUCUCAGGGUACGUUCCUCACAGGUUUCACCACCGUGCCCCAGGGAGAGGGAAGCGCUUGGUGCUGUCCCGCAUGUUCCAGCCCCAGAACCUUCGGGAAGACCAGGUGCUCUCUCUAGAGGGCAGAUCUGGCGAGCUGACCUGUAAGAGCCAGCGGCUGAUGCUGCAGGUGGGCCUGAUUCACCCAGCAAGCUCCGGCUGUUACCACCUCCUGCCUUAUACUGUCCGUGCCAUGGAGAAGCUUGUGCGGGUGAUAGACCAGGAGAUGCAGGCCAUCGGGGGACAGAAGGUCAACAUGCCCAGCCUCAGCCCAGCAGAGCUGUGGCGAGCCACCAGCCGGUGGGACUCGAUGGGCAAGGAGCUGCUAAAACUUAGAGACAGACACGGCAAGGAGUACUGCUUAGGACCGACUCACGAGGAAGCCAUCACAGCCCUGAUUGCCUCCCAGCAGACACUGUCCUACAGGCAGCUCCCGCUCCUGCUGUACCAGGUGACGAGGAAGUUUCGGGAUGAGCCCAGGCCCCGCUUUGGUCUUCUCCGAGGCCGAGAGUUCUACAUGAAGGACAUGUACACCUUCGACUCCUCCCCUGAGGCCGCCCAGCAGACCUACAGCCUGGUGUGUGAUGCCUACAGCAGCCUGUUUGACAGGCUGGGGCUGCAGUGCGUCAAGGUCCAGGCGGACGUGGGCAGCAUCGGGGGCACGAUGUCUCACGAGUUCCAGCUGCCGGUGGACGUCGGAGAGGACCGGCUUGCAGUCUGUUCCAGCUGCGGCUUUUCGGCCAACAUGGAGACUCUGGACUUGUCACCAACAAACUGCCCUGCUUGCCAGGGGCCACUGACCAAAACCAAAGGCAUCGAGGUCGGGCACACGUUUUACCUGGGCACCAAGUACUCCUCCGUUUUCAGUGCCCAGUUCACCAAUGUCCACGGCAAGCCAUCCCUGGCUGAAAUGGGGUGCUAUGGCUUGGGUGUGACGCGGAUCUUGGCCGCUGUCAUUGAAGCUCUCGCUACAGAAGACUGCAUCCGCUGGCCCGGCCUCCUGGCACCUUACCAAGUCUGCCUCAUUUCCCCCAAGAAGGGCAGUAAGGAGGAGGCGGCCGCAGAGCUCACGGGGCACCUGUAUGACCACAUCACAGAGGCAGUGCCGCAGCUCCGAGGGGAGGUCCUGCUGGAUGACAGGACCCAUCUGACCAUUGGAAACAGACUGAAAGACGCCAACAAGUUCGGCUACCCCUUUGUGAUCAUCGCGGGCAAGAGGGCCCUGGACGACCCUGCACAUUUUGAGGUUUGGUGCCAGAACGGCGGAGAGGUGGUCUUCCUCACCAGAGAGGGAGUCCUGGAAUUACUGAGCCAGGUGCAGGUUGUCUAAACGCCCCCGGGCCCCUCCCACUGCACCUCACAGUCUCGGUGUUCAUUCUAAUGCUGCCUUUCUUAUACUGCUUUCCAGAGCUGGUCGCCCCAGAAAGAGGGCAGCUCAUGGAAGGUGACACCAUGUUAGGAAAACCAGUUGUUAUCCAGUCAUCCAUUCGGACUGUUUGUAUUUAAAGUCAUUAUCUUGAUCCCUUUGUCUGGCUGGCCCUGCUGCCACAUAUCAUUCCUUUUAUAUUCUGUUUGGAGGUAGUGGCUAGGAGGAGCCAAGUUGUCGUCAUCUUGGCCCUCAGGAGAGUCACUUCCCUUCUCUCAGUGGAGUUUCCCAUGUGUAGGAUGGGGCCUCCCCAGUGGCCGAGGCCCUUCCAGCUCCAGCAGUCCAACCACGGGCCUCUUGCUGCAUUCGGUCCAGAGAGGCAGCCCGCCUGUCUUCCUCCAUUGAGAAGUUGGCCUGAUGGUCUGGGGAGAAGAAUCAGGACACCUGACUGCCACUGACUCACUGGAGACUUGGACACGACCCCUCCCCUGCUGGUGCCUCAGUUUCCCCAUCUGUGAUGUGAGAAAAUGGAACUAGAUCUGUAAGGUCCUUACAGCUGUGACUGGCUGGUUCCCCGAGAGGUUCAUGACAGGCAGAUCAGAUCUGAUCUGUUCCUCGGAUCCUCCAUCGUCUAAGCUACCCAGAAGGUAAAUACAAUUAGCUAAUUGCCCCCAAACCACCUCCAGAGACCUGGCCCUUCCUCUUGGGGUGGCUUAGCACUGAGAUCAUGUUACAUUGAUUGAAUAAAGUCAAACUAUUGGGA